Onthophagus taurus is the source of this 891-nucleotide messenger RNA. The record is from RefSeq and is a predicted model, not a curated record. Lineage: Eukaryota; Metazoa; Arthropoda; Insecta; Coleoptera; Scarabaeidae.
GCUUUGUUCAGUGUAAGAGACUAGAAUGAGUGCUCAUCCUCACUAUCCGCCGCCACCACAACAAACGGCAACAACAUCAUCUACGCACCAAGAAUCUUUGGAUGAAAAAGAAGCUCGUUGGAGAACAGAUCCGGUUUUAAAAUCGAUUUUUAUGCGCCCUCAAAGACCCGAAUUGUACCCAUUAACAGCUUGGGAGAGCUGCCUAAACCCAGUAACAGCGUUUUACAAUAAUGUAAUUGAUAGAAAUCUCUCUGCUUAUACACUGUAUCAAAACGUUGAGUAUGCAAGGCAUACAUCAAGCAGAUUAUUUCCACCUAACGUUUUGGCAGAAAUGUCACGAGUUAUGCGUACAAAGCUACAAGAAGUUGAUUUUUUGGAUCGCCAAUGGGUUAAUGUUUUACAAAAAACAGCUGCAUUCUUUCAAAAUUCGCCAAUGUCUAAUUACACAAUUCUUCCCCCAUUUGUUGUAAUUAGCGAACAAGAACAAUUUAAUAUUGCGGCUUAUUAUGCUUAUCUCGAUUAUGGUCAAGCUGCAAAUAGACCAGUAUAUAGAUUUGGACAAAGUGGAGAUACUCAAAAUAGGGGGGAAGUACUUAAUAAUACUUUAAAACGCAAAUGGAGCACUGAAGAUGUGAAUGAGCCCAAAAAGAAAAGAAUGAAUUUUCAUAAUAAUAACAACACUUUUAGCCAUACUUCAAAUGCCGCUAUGAAAUGAUUUUAUUAAUUAUUCAAGUUCAAAGUGCGAAAGGCUAAUUUUUUUAUUGUAAUUCAAUUCUACCAAUUGUUAAUCUAUUUAUAUCGGCCACUUUGUUACUUAAAUUAUAAAUUAUAUCAUAUAAUCAUGUAGUAAUUUGUAACCAACAUUUUUCAAAUAAAAAUAUUUAUUACUCA